UUUGAGUACAAUCAAAUUGCAUGUUUUUAUAUGUAUCUUCCUCAAACCCUCUUUAUUUACCAUACUGUUACCCAAAUUUAGUCCAUUCUCUCAGCUUCCAUCAUCUCUGUCUGCAAUGUAUCCUCAAGAUCAUGUCCCCAUUCAGAUUGGAACCACUCCCACCCCCGAUAAUCGACAGCUUAAACGGCGCCACACGGCCCGAUACUACAUGCACAGGGUGCAAGAGAGUCUGACUACUAGGGUUUCCAAGUUCAUUUGUGCAAUAUGUCUUGGCAUUCUCUUUUUUGCAGGCAUUGUAGCAUUUAUAGUUUAUCUAAGCUUGCGUCCACACCGGCCACGGUUCUUCAUCCAGCAGUUCUCUCUCCCGGCCUUGGCGCAGCCUAAUGGAUUCGAGAAUGCUGAACUCACCUUCAAUGUAACAGCGCGAAACUCCAACCACAAGAUUGGAGUUUAUUAUGAUGACAUGGCGGUAACUGCAUAUUACGAUGAUCAGAGCAUUGGUGGGCGGCCAGUUUUGUUUCCAUUUUACCAGGAGCCUAAAAAUUCGACAAUUAUAUUCGGUACGUUGAGUGGGACUAGGUUAACUGUGGAUAAUCGCCGUUGGAUGCAGUUCUUGACGGAUCGGGCAAGAGGGAAAGUAAUGUUUCGGCUUGAGUUGGUGUCGACGAUUCGGUUCAAGAUUUCGACUUGGGAUAGCAAACGGCAUAAAAUGCAUGCAAAUUGUCAAGUAGAAGUUGGGGCUGAUGGCAUGAUGAUGGCUAGUUAUGUUGGACAUAGAUGCCCUACUUAUUUCACCUAAAUCGGCUUUUCCUGUUGUACUAUUGUUUUUUAUUAAAGUUCUUUUAAAUUUAUUAUGUGUUGUUUGAUCUUGUAUAUUUUUAUUUGAUUAUAGUGAAAGUUAUUUUGAUCUGUUGAUAUACCCAUCUAUACAACCGCGUGAUGAGGUACCUGUUUCAAAUCGACGCACUGUUGGUAUACGGCAAUUUGGUGCCAUUUUGUUGGCUCGUUCUUUAUAUUUAAGUUUUAAAAUUUUAGAUAUAUUUUUGAAAAUUAUAGUUUUAUAUUUUAGCUUUUAUAUUUUAAUUCUUAUAUUACUAUUUAUAUUUUUAGUAUUUAUUUAGUUUGUUAUAUAUCUAGCCAAAGGGUCUCCCUUUGGUUAGAUAUAUAUUUUUUCUGCUUUAGUAUUUAUUUUAUUUAUCACCUUUUUUUCACAAAUUAUUUUAUUUAUCUUUCAUUGACUUUACCAUCUUUUGAUAAACUAUUUUAUAUUUUAUUAUAAUAAUUAAAUUUAUAAUUUUCUUGUUAUUAAUGAAUUGUAUUAUUUCAGGUAUGAGGUGGAAGUAGCGUGGAUUUGGAGCUUGGGACGUUUUAUUUCAGACAUUAAGUUUUAUUGUCUAAACUUCCGGAGACAUUUUCUUGUCUUUCGGUUAGAUAAUAAACUUUUUGAAUGAAAGAAACUCCUCGGAGUAUUGGCGUAUUCUCGAUACGAGCAAGUGCAUUUCUGUCAAAAAAAAAAAAAAAUAAUAAUAAUAGAAGAGUAGUGCUAGGUGCACGAAAUUGUGUACAGAAAAAUUGUACAUACUAAUGUGACAAUUGA
Daucus carota subsp. sativus is the source of this 1597-nucleotide messenger RNA. RefSeq names its product NDR1/HIN1-like protein 26. NCBI's taxonomy places the organism in Eukaryota, Viridiplantae, Streptophyta, Magnoliopsida, Apiales, Apiaceae. Bases 116 to 799 code for a protein of 227 amino acids. Gene Ontology annotation, biological process: defense response to other organism. Gene Ontology annotation, cellular component: plasma membrane; plasmodesma. The record is from RefSeq and is a predicted model, not a curated record. The transcript has a single exon.